CUCUCCGCCUCGCCGUCGCCACGACCGCCGUUUCUCUAUUCAUCUCAGUAGAACCGAAAAAUCUAGAAAAGAAAGCUGGUUUUCAGUUUAAAUUCUUCCGCGAACCGGUUCGAUUUGAUAACCCGAACCCGGUAGUUAAAUCCCAAUACUACUACUACUACUACCCGACCCGUGUAGAUAGAUUCAACUCCGAAUUGCCCCAUUUCAUAAUCUGAAAACGGAUUUACAAGGCAGGGAAAAUGAGGGUUCCUCGAACAAUCGAGAUUCGAAAGAUGGGUAAUUUGUUUAAUUACUCCGACGCACUUAAGCUGCAAGAGAAACUAGCAUCCGAUAGAAAAAUGAACAAAAUAACCGACACCCUUCUCUCCUUGCAACACCCCCCUACGUACACCCUCGGCAAAAGACGAACCGACCACAACAUCUUGGUUCCCGAGUGCGAACUCAAAUCCAUGGGGGCAGAGCUUCACUACACGCAACGAGGGGGUGAUGUCACCUUCCACGGGCCCCGCCAAGCUAUUUUGUACCCCAUUAUUUCCUUGAGGGAAUUCGGAUUAGGGGCAAGAAAGUACGUGGAGAAUCUUGAGUUGACGAUGAUCGAGCUGGCAUCUUUGUACGGAGUUAAAGCUUCCGUUGGACGGAAGUGCGAAACGGGGGUUUGGGUCGGUGAGAGGAAGAUUGGUGCUAUUGGGGUUCGUAUUUCUUCGGGAAUUACUUCGCAUGGUUUGGCGUUUAAUAUCGAUCCGGAUUUGAGCUAUUUCAAGCAUAUUGUGCCGUGUGGGAUUGCGGAUAAAGAAGUUACGUCUCUGCAGAGAGAGGUGAAACAAGAGGUACUUCUUCCUUCGGAUGAAUUGAUUCAAGAUCAAUUGAUUUCGUGUUUCGCUAAAAUAUUUGGAUACACUAAUGUUGUUUCGAGAAAUAACUCGUGAAAGAGUUGCAUUACGGAAUUCGUUUGUCUUUUUUCCUUCACGAAAUAAUACAUUUUAUUAUGUAUUUACUUGCAUGUUCGUAUAAACUAUCCGGAUUAAUUGGUUUGUUAUAUGCUACCAUAG
Molecule: messenger RNA, 1049 nt
Organism: Erythranthe guttata (spotted monkey flower)
Lineage: Eukaryota; Viridiplantae; Streptophyta; Magnoliopsida; Lamiales; Phrymaceae
Gene: LIP2
Product: lipoyltransferase 2
Biological process (GO): protein lipoylation
Molecular function (GO): lipoyl(octanoyl) transferase activity
Source: RefSeq, a predicted model, not a curated record